AUGGUGAAUACAGAGAGCUAUUUCAACAUCCGCUGGGACUUUAUCAACACACUCACCUUCUGGCUAGCGGUCUGGCUGGCCACCUUCUAUUGCGUGAAGGUCUCCUUCUCCCACCCCAUCUUCUUCUGGCUCAAGUAGCGGAUUUCUCCGUCAGUGUCCAGGAUGCUACCAGGCUUCCUGGUCAUAUCUAGUCUGACGACCAGCUCCUCAGCCAUUGGGAAUGGAAAUCUCAUGUCCUUGAUUGCGUCCCCCGGCUCUCAGGGGAACCCCACCCUGGCUGAUAGGAUACAGCCCCUGGGCCAGAUGAGAGGCCAUCGGUCCAGCCAGCACGAUCCCAGCACCUGGGCCCACACCACACUCCUGAAGUCACCCUCCUUUCUCAUCUUCCACAUCUUGUACUUCCUGUCCCUGCUGUUUGUCAUGAUGACAAUCAUCACCUUCCAGAAUCACUGGCACUGGGCCUGGGAGGUGGUGACCUAUGUGGGCAUCUGUCUGCACGCCAGCAUCCAAAUGCCCUUGAAGACCAGGCUGUGGAAGGCACUGCUCAGAGGGCAGCCUAACUCCACCGGUCAGGGUCAAUGA
Molecule: messenger RNA, 582 nt
Organism: Condylura cristata (star-nosed mole)
Lineage: Eukaryota; Metazoa; Chordata; Mammalia; Eulipotyphla; Talpidae
Product: taste receptor type 2 member 134-like
Exons: 3
Biological process (GO): detection of chemical stimulus involved in sensory perception of bitter taste; sensory perception of taste; G protein-coupled receptor signaling pathway
Cellular component (GO): membrane
Molecular function (GO): G protein-coupled receptor activity; bitter taste receptor activity
Source: RefSeq, a predicted model, not a curated record